This is a messenger RNA of Solea solea (common sole), 1613 nucleotides long. RefSeq names its product glycylpeptide N-tetradecanoyltransferase 1-like. The record is from RefSeq and is a predicted model, not a curated record. The coding region runs from base 16 to 1446 and encodes 476 amino acids. Gene Ontology annotation, biological process: N-terminal peptidyl-glycine N-myristoylation. The transcript has 12 exons. NCBI's taxonomy places the organism in Eukaryota, Metazoa, Chordata, Actinopteri, Pleuronectiformes, Soleidae. Gene Ontology annotation, cellular component: cytoplasm. Gene Ontology annotation, molecular function: glycylpeptide N-tetradecanoyltransferase activity.
GGUGAAAAACCACAAAUGUGUCUCCGGUUCACACUCUACUUCGAGGACUGGCACUUGUUCAUGAUGACUGAUUCCGAGUCACUUGAUAAGACACUGGCAGAGGGAGACGGAGCCCGGGGGAAAAAGAGCAAAAGGAAGCUGAAGAAGGAAGAUGCCUGGAGACCAGCGCCACCCAAAGACCCAUUUGCUAUGUUGGACUCACUGCCAGAGAAGAAUCAACAGGAGAUCCAGAAAGCCCUCCAUUUAUUCAGCAUGAGCCCAACUCCACCCAAGACUCUGCAUGAGGCCAAGAGAUACACCUAUCAAUUCUGGGACACGCAGCCUGUCCCUAAACUGGGUGACAAUAUCACAGCACAUGGCCCAAUAAUAGAGGCUGCGGUCAGCGUCCGUCAGGAACCCUACUCUCUACCUGCGGGUUUUUCCUGGGACACGCUGGACCUGAGCACCCAGACUGUGAUGAAAGAGCUGUGCACACUACUGAGUGAAAACUACAUGCAGGAAGAUGAUAACACCAUGAAACUGCUCUUUUCUCCUGAGUAUCUGCAGUGGCUUUUACAGCCUCCUAACUGGCUGAGCCAGUGGCACUGUGGUGUGCGAGUCGACGCCAAUAACAAGUUAGUUGGCUUCAUCGCUGCUGUUCCUGCAGAUGUCCGUGUUUAUGAGACCCAGAUGCAGAUGGUGCAGGUCAAACUUCUGUGCGUGCACAAGAAGCUGCGCCUCAAGCGGAUGACUCCGGUUCUGAUCAGAGAGGUCGUCAGACGGGUCAACCAGCAGGGCCUCAGCCAAGCCGUCUACAUGGCCGCUGUCGUGCUGCCCACUCCUCUCAGCUCCUGCAGAUCCUGGCAUCGGCCUCUGAAUCCCCAGAAGCUGAUGCAGGUGAACUACCCAGGUCUGAGACGGAGCAUGAACCUGCAGAGAGCUCUUAAGUUCUUCCACCUGCCUGAGGUGACAAAGACUAGAGGUUUACGCCCAAUGACCGGAGAAGAUGUUGUGGGAACGCACUCACUGCUCCAGAAGAACAGCAGCAGGUUUGACCUCAGCACCACCCUGUCACUGCAGGAAGUCGAGCACUGGCUGUUGCCGCGGGAGAAUGUGAUUGACACCUACGUGGUGGAGGGGGAUGAUGGGACACUGACAGACGUGGUGAGCUUCUACGCCGUUUCCUCCAAGGUGCUGAACCACCCGGUUCACACUGAGCUGAGAGCAGCUCAUCUCCUUCACGUGACGUCGUCCGCCACACACCUGGCCGAUCUCAUGGAGGACGCCUUAGUCCUCGCUAAGUCAAAAGGCUUUGACAUCCUCUCUGCCCUCGAUGUGAUGGAUAACAAGAGUUUCUUGGAGAAGCUGAAGUUCAACGCCACUGACAAGAGCCUUCAUUACUACCUGUACAACUGGAUGUGUCCUGACACGAGACCCGACAAGGUCGGCUUAGUGCUGCCCAGCUGACCUGAUGUCGCCGAGAGACAGCGAGCGUGCCGAGGAUGAGAGGGACCGGAGUGACUGGCAGGCCAGUUGACAUCAAACUGCAUCGAUAAAAGUUUCAAAUGCAAACUGACAAGCUGCGAAAUGUCUGUGAGAGAGAAAUUAAAUCAAAGUGAAAUUCCAUCCAUGAA